AUGAGUUCCUCGGCCAGCUCUAGUAACGUGGUCGGCGUACACUACCGAGUGGGAAAGAAGAUUGGGGAGGGGAGCUUUGGCGUUAUUUUCGAGGGCACGAACCUCCUCAACAACACCCAGGUCGCCAUUAAGUUUGAGCCCAGAAAGAGUGACGCACCACAACUCCGCGAUGAAUACCGCACAUACAAGAUCUUGGUCGGGUGCCCGGGCAUUCCCAAUGUCUACUACUUUGGCCAGGAAGGUCUGCACAACAUCCUGGUCAUUGACCUGCUCGGACCGUCUCUCGAGGAUCUCUUCGACCACUGCGGCCGCCGAUUCUCCAUCAAAACCGUCGUCAUGGUCGCCAAGCAGAUGUUGUCACGAGUGCAGACCAUCCACGAGAAGAACCUGAUCUACCGCGACAUCAAGCCGGACAACUUCCUUAUUGGUCGCCCGAAUACGAAAGCCCAAAACGUUAUUCACGUGGUGGACUUUGGUAUGGCGAAGCAGUACCGAGACCCGAAGACGAAGCAGCAUAUUCCAUACCGCGAGCGCAAAUCAUUGUCAGGAACAGCAAGAUACAUGUCAAUCAAUACACAUCUGGGGCGCGAGCAGUCUCGACGAGACGAUCUCGAGGCAUUGGGACAUGUCUUCAUGUACUUUUUGCGAGGAGGACUACCAUGGCAAGGAUUGAAGGCAGCGACAAACAAGCAGAAGUACGAGAAGAUCGGAGAGAAGAAGCAGACCACUGCCAUCAAGGACCUGUGCGAAGGCUUUCCAGAAGAGUUCAACAAAUACCUUUCCUAUGUGCGCAACCUCGGCUUCGAGGACACUCCAGACUACGACUACCUGCGCGAUCUCUUCACAAAGGCUCUUCAAACACAUGGCGAAGUCGAGGAUGGAGAGUACGACUGGAUGAAGCUGAACAACGGCAAAGGAUGGGACGUACCCCAACGCCCAUCGGCAGCAGCCGGCCACCGCGAGCAAGGAAACCCCUCAAACGCAGACCUCCACCGCAGUACCAUGAACCGAGCCUCGAACGUCCCACAAAUCGACAAGGAGAAGCCCCUGCCUAGCAAGCCGGGCGCCGUACGCCAACCCGCACCCCAGCGAGGAGUCCAGCCCGGCCGGAGACCACAAAACAGCGCCGAAAUGGGCAAGCGCGGCAGUGGCAUGCAGCUCGAGACGCCCGACCACCGUAGCACGGCCGCGCAAUUCCAAAACAGCCGUGCAGACCUCACCCGACCCACGGCCGCGACUGGAAACAGCAACCCUCAGACAUCAAACCCACCCGCGCGGCCCGCCCAGCAACCUGAACAGAAGGAAGGAUUCAUGAGCAAGGUCUUUGGCGCGUGUUGCUGCAAAUAG
Molecule: messenger RNA, 1347 nt
Organism: Zymoseptoria tritici IPO323
Lineage: Eukaryota; Fungi; Ascomycota; Dothideomycetes; Mycosphaerellales; Mycosphaerellaceae
Exons: 3
Coding region: 1-1347 (448 amino acids)
Biological process (GO): endocytosis; signal transduction; peptidyl-serine phosphorylation
Cellular component (GO): cytoplasm; nucleus
Molecular function (GO): ATP binding; protein serine/threonine kinase activity
Source: RefSeq, a predicted model, not a curated record